AUGCCCCCUGCGCCGGAACCCAAAAACACACCUGCGCCUAUGGGAGACAUUCGAUCAAAACUAGGUGCUCAAGCGAAACCUCGUGAUAAUGGAUCUCCUUGUCCUACCCGUGAAACACCGGAGGCUUCUUCAGAUAGGAGAGAAAAUCUUUCUACUCACCCUGAACUUGAUCCCGAAACUCUGGCUGCAUUACCAGAGGAUAUUCGCAAGGAGGUUCUAGAACAUUACAAUCAGAUGUCUGCGCAAUCUGAGUCAACUUCACCACCAGCCCCUCCGCCAUCGUCGACGCCAAUGCGGCCAUCUCCGUCGCAAAUAGCAGGAUCCAAAAGAUCUGCUUCGCCACUGAGGAAACCUAGUCGGCCAUCUAAAUCCGGAACGGGCUCUACGAGGACAUUGAUGCAAUUGGGAUUUGUUUCACGGCAACCCACUACCUCGACCCCUGAUAUUAAUUCCACGCCCAAGCACUCAACAGUAUCAGCAACACAGCCACAACCAUCAUUACCUGUACCCAUUUCAAAUGAACAGAGUCCCCAUUCUGAAAAACAAAACCUCGACAAAGAUACAAAUGAAACCAAAUCCGACCCAUCUGAUCGACCUGUCUUCACAUCUAAGGGACUAUCAAAUAUAGAUGAUCUUCGCGACGCCAUUAGUGCCUGGCAUUCAGCAUUUACAGUUGAUGGACCAUAUAAAGACGAUGUGGAGGCACUUUGCACAUAUCUCCGCCGAGUGACUACAGAAGAGAAGGAUGUUGAUAAGGCUGUAUCGGUAGUUCGUUGGCUUAUGUGGCUUGUUGAUCAAGAUUCUCGUCAAGGGGAGAAGGAUUCGAAGAGUCAGGUUGAAGAGGAUGUUGUUACCUGGCCGGAUGCUAUUCGAACUAUGCAAAGUAGUGUACAGUCUGCGUUGGAAGCAAGAGGGUUACCUGUGGUCAAGUUUGAAUAG
Penicillium malachiteum is the source of this 939-nucleotide messenger RNA. RefSeq lists its product as uncharacterized. Gene Ontology annotation, cellular component: nucleus. NCBI's taxonomy places the organism in Eukaryota, Fungi, Ascomycota, Eurotiomycetes, Eurotiales, Aspergillaceae. The coding region runs from base 1 to 939 and encodes 312 amino acids. Gene Ontology annotation, molecular function: deoxycytidyl transferase activity; DNA-directed DNA polymerase activity. The transcript has a single exon. Gene Ontology annotation, biological process: error-free translesion synthesis; error-prone translesion synthesis. The record is from RefSeq and is a predicted model, not a curated record.